UUUACAACCACCUAGCACAUGGGUUUGCUUUCAUGCACCCCAGCAUUGUGGGAGCUCCAUGAAAUGGAUUGUCUGGCCGUGUGAAUAUAUAACCAAGUCACCUAUUUUCCCUUCUACCCAUCAAAAGUAGCAUUCAGUAUUUUAGAAUCUAAAGCUUUCUUACUUUAUUUCCCUCAUAAUCUUCCAUUCUUCUAGACUAACAAGAUGAUCAGUACCAAGAAACUCCUGAAAUUGGCCAAGAAAUGGCAGAAGAUGGCUGCUGUCAGGCGAAGAAGAAUCACAUCAUCACAAAACAUUGGAAGUAUAGAUACUUCAUCAAUAGCUGAGAAAGGCCAUUUUGUUGUGUACUCCACAGAUAAAAAACGUUUCCUUCUUCCCUUGGAAUAUCUUAACAAUGAAUUAAUCAGAGAGCUAUUCAGUAUAGCAGAAGAAGAGUUUGGAUUGCAAAGUGAGGGGCCACUCACACUACCUUGCGAUGCAGAUCUUAUGGAAUAUGCAAUUUCUCUGAUCAGACAGAACGCUACUAGAGAUGUAGAGAGAGCAUGGCUUGUGUCCAUAGCUAGCAGUGGCUGCGCAUCAUCUUUCCAUUUCCAGCAUCACGCAACAAGCCAUCAACAACCAAUUUGCAGCUUCUGAAGAGUCGUAGUUAGAUUUAUAAAGAUUCAUAUACAAUUGUACAUUUAUAAAUUUCAUAAAAAUGCAAAAUUUUUGCUCC
Manihot esculenta (cassava) is the source of this 715-nucleotide messenger RNA. RefSeq names its product auxin-responsive protein SAUR68-like. Gene Ontology annotation, biological process: response to auxin. The coding region runs from base 205 to 636 and encodes 143 amino acids. The record is from RefSeq and is a predicted model, not a curated record. The transcript has a single exon. NCBI's taxonomy places the organism in Eukaryota, Viridiplantae, Streptophyta, Magnoliopsida, Malpighiales, Euphorbiaceae.